AUGGCGGGGAGUGAUAAGAUGUCUACUUAUGCGCCGCAUAUGGCGAAGAACCUCUCUAUGGAGACAAUGGACGUAUCCUCCGCCAAAUGGAUCACACUCAAAAAGAUCCAGUACCUCGACCCCCAGGGAAAACAGCGGGUAUGGGAAUCCGCCGAGCGCCAAACCAGACCAGCCAACAGCGAGACGGACGCAGUCGGCGUGGUCGCGGUGCUCAGGGACCCUGGUGGCAGGAAAGAAACCCCAGACUCAGAGUCAACUCCAGCCUCGGAUUCAGAUACAGGCCCUCGUCUACUCCUGCAGAAACAGUUCCGCCCGGCGCUGGGCAAAGUGACGAUCGAGUCACCCUCGGGCUUGGUCGACGAGGGCGAAACCCCCGCCGAGGCCGCGAUCCGCGAACUGAGAGAAGAGACCGGGUACGUGGGCACCAUCCCCGACGAUACCACCGCCGCGGCGGAAGGGUUCGUCAUGUGGAACGACCCGGGGUUCUGCAAUACCAACACCAAGAUGAUUUUCGUGGACGUCGACUUGUCGGAUCCGCGCAACAGGGAUCCCAAGCCCGAGUUGGAGGAGGGCGAGUUCAUCGAGUCAUUCACCCUGCCGUUGGAUCGGCUGUGGGAGGAGUUGAACAGGCUGGAUCGCGAGGGGUAUGCUAUCGAUGCGAGGGUGGGAGGGUUGGCGCAGGGGAUGGAGAUGGCGAGGCAGUGGAGGGACGCGCUGGGGAAGGAAGGAGAUGGAUCAAAGGGUGGGUGA
Messenger RNA from Cladophialophora yegresii CBS 114405, 750 nucleotides. RefSeq names its product ADP-ribose pyrophosphatase. The transcript has 2 exons. The record is from RefSeq and is a predicted model, not a curated record. Gene Ontology annotation, cellular component: cytosol; nucleus. NCBI's taxonomy places the organism in Eukaryota, Fungi, Ascomycota, Eurotiomycetes, Chaetothyriales, Herpotrichiellaceae. Bases 1 to 750 code for a protein of 249 amino acids. Gene Ontology annotation, biological process: nucleoside phosphate metabolic process; ribose phosphate metabolic process. Gene Ontology annotation, molecular function: ADP-ribose diphosphatase activity.